Molecule: messenger RNA, 264 nt
Organism: Dentiscutata erythropus
Lineage: Eukaryota; Fungi; Glomeromycota; Glomeromycetes; Diversisporales; Gigasporaceae
Source: the annotation of a GenBank genome assembly
GAUAUUGCAAGGUUGUUGGACGAUAUAAUGAUGAUAUUAAUCAGCUUCGAAAUAAUUCCGCCAAAAUACGAAGUCUCUGAGCAAUUUGGAUUUCUUUCCAGAUCUCAUGGCAAGACUUCUCCAACGCUUUCCUUAAUAGCCAUUUGUAGAGAGUAUAUGAGUACUUCACCGGAAAUUGAGAAUAAUCUAAAAACUGGGACUGGCGGCUCUGAUUACAUCUUGGCGAAGAAGUUCAUUCAAGUUGAUAGUAGGUCAACAGAAUGA